This is a messenger RNA of Theobroma umbraticum, 2670 nucleotides long. Its product is annotated as RING/U-box superfamily protein with ARM repeat domain-containing protein. Gene Ontology annotation, biological process: protein ubiquitination. The record is from RefSeq and is a predicted model, not a curated record. NCBI's taxonomy places the organism in Eukaryota, Viridiplantae, Streptophyta, Magnoliopsida, Malvales, Malvaceae. Gene Ontology annotation, molecular function: ubiquitin-protein transferase activity; protein binding.
CAAAAGAAUGAACAGGAUCAACUGAUGUGAAGUUUCCGCGCCCCACAGUUGAGUCAACAAAAAGGCCAAAUUAUAUUUAUGCUCCAUUGACAAUAAUCCAUAACUGGUUAAACUCUAAUCUACCAAGGAAAUGAAGAAUAUGAUCCCAAAUUGUAAAAGAUUAAUGCAAAAUUACCUUACUAAAAAAAAGGGGAAAAAGAGUUAGCAGUCCAAAGCAAGUGAAUAGGGCAGUGGCAACUAGAGUUUGAGAAGUGCCUCAUAGCAACUUUUUCUUAUCCGUCAUUGGCCGAAAUUCAAGAAGGCACGGAAAAGAAUCCGAAUCCUAACAGGCAACUGCAACCCUCACCCCUCUCCCCCAUAGUCUCUCUCCCAAAUCAUCAUUUCAUCAUCCCAAAUCAAUUGCCAAGUCUUUCUUUCUCUGUUUGGUUCAACAAAGACUUGGUCUACAGUAACAUGUUCCUUAACUUUCUCCUCAUGAUUCUGUCUUCCUCGACAUUAAAGGAACUCCCCUGAUCCCUGAAACAUCCCCUGGAUUUCGAUCAACAACGAAUAUUUUUAUUCUCAAAAUUCCUGUUUUUCUCCUCCCGGAAAUCAUGGAGUCUCUGCAACGUCUCUUAAUGUUUCCCGUAGAUACGUUGAUACAAAGUUUAAAUUAAGUUUCGUUGAGAGGAAAAGUGUUGGGUUUUCACCUAAGGGAAGGAUUCAACAUGGAGUUCCGGGAAGCUAUGAAGCUAAUGAUUCAUAAAACACCAACUCAUAAAGAUUUUUUUCAUGAAGAUUCAGGAAAACAGAAAGUGAAAGUUGCAAGCAGUGCAGCUGCCAACCGAAAAUGGAGAAUUUCAUUUUACAAGUCGUCAUCAACCAACGCUUCAAAGACAUGUCAGGCUCAGCCAAAGCAAACUCCCGAAGAAUUUUCUUGUCCCAUUUCAGGGUCUUUAAUGGCUGACCCGGUUAUAGUUUCCUCAGGCCACACCUUCGAACGAGCCUGUGUUGAAGCCUGUAAAACCCUGGAGUUUACACCAACUCUCCAGGAUGGUUCCAACCCUGAUUUCUCCACCGUUAUCCCUAACCUGGCCCUUAAAUCCACCAUUCUCAACUGGUGCCGAAAACAUUCCUUAAAUCCUCCAAAACCCCUGGAUUUCUCCACAGCAGAGGAACUUGUCCGUACAUUAAUAGCCAAAAAUCCAAACACCCUGAUCAAAAAAGAACAAGAAAAGGUGUCUAAUUCAGAGAAAGAGUUGAUUCAAGGAGUUGAAGAUAUUCCUUCAGUGAAAUUCGACCAUGCAGCCACUCAGUUAAGUCGGAGGCCACCUCAAUUCCACUCGAGCUCGGAGGAAUCUGUUGCUGCUUCUGUCGCCACCACCAAUGUUCUAACACCGCCAUUGCAACUCGCGACUCGUCCGAGUUGCUACUCAUCCACUUCUUCCUCCUCCGAAAUCGAAACCUUAACCCCAAACCUUAACGAAGAAGAAGAGUUUUUCCUUGAAAAACUAAAAAGCCCUCAAGUUUUUCACGUCGAAGAAGCCGCGGCUUCAUUAAGGAAGAUAACAAGAACCCAAGAGAGUUCCAGGGAUGUUCUUUGUACCCCACGUAUACUUUCAGCUUUAAAGUCUUUGAUCACGUCCAGAUACGUGAACAUUCAAGUGAACUCAAUUGCAGCUUUGGUGAACUUGUCAUUAGAAAAAAUUAACAAGGUGAAGAUCGUACGGUCAGGAUUGGUUCCUGUUUUAAUUGAUGUGUUGAAGGCAGGAUCCCUUGAGGCCCAGGAGCAUGCUUCCGGUGCACUCUUUAGCUUAGCCCUCCAUGAUGAUAAUAAGACUGCCAUUGGAGUUCUGGGAGCUUUGCAGCCUCUCAUGCACAUGCUAAGAUCAGGGACUGAGCGGACUCGGCACGACUCGGCCUUGGCACUUUACCAUCUCUCUCUAGUUCACAGCAAUAGGAGUAAGCUGGUUAAAAUUGGGUCGGUUCCGGUUUUGCUAAGUAUGGUUAAGUCGGGUCACAUGAGGGGUCGCGCCUUGCUUAUAUUGUGUAACUUGGCUUCGGGUCCCGACGGGCGGGCCUCGGUGUUGGAUUCGGGUGGGGUGCAGUGUUUGGUGAGUUUGUUGAGGGGGAACCAGUUGGAUGAGUCGACUCGGGAGGGUUGCGUGGCGGUUUUGUAUGGACUGAGUCAAGGAGGGUUGAGGUUUAAGGGAUUGGCGAAGGCAGCCGGGGCGGUGGAGGAGUUGGCUAAGAUGGAGAGGACAGGGAGCGAGCGGGCGAGGGAGAAGGCAAGGAGGAUGUUGGAGAUGAUGAAGGGGAGGAGUGAGGAGGAGGAAGAGGAUGUGGACUGGGAGGAAUUGCUGGACGCGGGGUUGACGAGUCGGAGUCGGUUUCGACUCGGAGGAGGAAAGAACGGGUCAUGUGUGAACUCAUCCGAGUUUUGACCAUAUCUUUUCAAGGUUCGUUUUUUUGGAUUCGGGUUUGUAAUUAUUGGUGGAUUUAUUGUGUCGCUUUUUAGGUUGUAGUGACUUUAUUGUGACAAAAUUAUAAAAAAGUGAUGGAAAAAUGUUUCUAGACAAAGAAUUGAUUCUGAAAAAAAAAAAGAAAAGCAAGCUCUUUUGUUAGCUGCUGCUUUGCAUUUGUCACACUAAUUUCUUCCUAUUAUUAAAAAAUAAUGAGACCUUCAAUUUC